UUUUCGUUGUGUUUGUGUUCCCAGCUCGCGGCCACACGAAAGACACGUGUUCUUGGCCAAUUCCUUAAUUUAAGUAAUUUAAGUAAAUAUUUUGUGCUUGACACCUGUUGACAAAUAAUUGACCAUGGAUGAGGAUCAGAUGGAAGUCGAGGAGAUGGAGGAGGGUGGGGCUCCAGCCGAGAGAGUGGAACGAAAGGUGUAUUUACCGGGGAAGCCGCUGGAUAAAGGAGAAGUUUUAGAAUGUGAUGAAUCUGUUUACCUAAUGAGGCAUGAAUGCAAAGCAGGUUCACCAUGCCUUAGCUUUGAUAUAAUCAAGGACAAUUUAGGCGACAACCGUGAGGACUUCCCUCAUACUGCAUUUAUCGUUGGUGGUACUCAGUCACCCAAGAAGGGAGACAAUUGCUUGUUAGUUAUUAAGAUGUCAAAUUUGGUUAAAACUCAGCGUGAAUCUAAAGAUGAUGAUGAUGAUGCGAGUGAAAGCGAAGAUGAGGAAACCACUGAAGGUUCUAAGCCAAUCAUGCACUAUUCUAUUUUAAAACACUUAGGUUGCGUUAACAGAGUCAGGUCAAUAGAGAUUAAUGGCACAGUGCUUGCCGCAUCUUGGUCAGAGCUGGCUCGCGUGAGCAUUUGGAACUUAAACCAAUCAAUUCGAGAUGUUGAGCAAAACAAGCAGUUGCCUAAGAAAGUCAAGAGGGAAGGUUAUGGUAAAAUGGCUAACUCAGUGCCACCAUUAUUUACAUUUACUGGACAUCAAACUGAAGGAUUUGGAAUCGACUGGAGUCCAACUAUGCCGGGAGUCUUGGCUACUGGAGACUGCACUCGUCACAUUCAUGUUUGGACGCCAAGUGACAACUUAACCUCGUGGAAUGUUGACCAGCGUCCUCUUGCAGGUCACACUGAUUCAGUUGAAGACUUGCAGUGGUCCCCUAAUGAACCUCAUGUACUUGCAUCUUGCUCCGUCGACAAAAGUAUUCGAAUCUGGGACACCCGUGCAGCACCUAAUAAAGCGAACCAGUUGACAGUUGCUGGAGCACACUUGUCAGAUGUUAAUGUUAUUAGCUGGAACAAAAAGGAACCCCUUAUUGUCUCAGGAGGAGAUGAUGGCUUCCUUCACAUAUGGGACUUAAGACAAUUCAAGGCGGGUGCUUCAGUAGCAACGUUCAAACAUCAUACUGAACCAGUGACAACAGUUGAGUGGCAUCCAACUGAACCUACAAUAUUUGCGUCAGGUGGAGCAGAUAACCAAAUUGCUCUCUGGGAUCUAGCAGUUGAAAGGGAUUCUGAUUCUAAUCAAGGAGAAGACCUACAGGAUAUUCCUCCCCAACUUCUCUUCAUACAUCAAGGGCAGAAAGACAUAAAGGAACUACAUUGGCAUCCUCAAAUCAACUCCUCCAUCAUUAGUACUGCUCAAAAUGGCUUUAAUAUUUUCCGCACAAUUAGUGUUUAAAUAUAACUGAUAUGUUAUUAUUUGAAACUGAGGCUGGAAACAAAUUGAAAAAAAAAAAAAAUUAUCUGUUACAAUUUA
Frankliniella occidentalis (western flower thrips) is the source of this 1525-nucleotide messenger RNA. RefSeq names its product glutamate-rich WD repeat-containing protein 1. The record is from RefSeq and is a predicted model, not a curated record. Bases 125 to 1447 code for a protein of 440 amino acids. The transcript is spliced from 8 exons. NCBI's taxonomy places the organism in Eukaryota, Metazoa, Arthropoda, Insecta, Thysanoptera, Thripidae. Gene Ontology annotation, molecular function: protein binding.